ACGAUCUCAGGCAUAUCGACGCUCACAUCAGAUCACUGACACGCUCUCACGCAUCUCAGCGAUCAUCAUGAAUCCCAUCAGAUCAGCAUUACGACCUUCGAUUGCCUCUUAUCAGGCAAGUAUACACCCACCAACCCUCGCCUCCACUUCUGUCCUCGGCCGUCGACCACUCACGACUCCCACGAAUCCGAGUCGAGCCAAAGUUCAAGAAGGCGACCCUCAUGUCCGUGAGGAUCCAGGAGAAGCUUUGGAGGGCGAGUUGAUUGCUGAGAGGAUGCCGAGUGGGGAAGAAAUGUUCGGCUUCAAAAUGAACGAGGUGGUGGCGAAGACUGGUACUGACAUGAAGGUGCCGGGAAGGCCAAUUUACCUGGACAUGCAGGCCACCACACCCAUGGAUCCCCGAGUCCUGGACAAAAUGCUCCCUUUCUGGACAGAGCAAUAUGGAAACCCCCAUUCCCGAACUCACGCUUACGGAUGGGAAGCUGAGAACGCAGUGGACGAGGCGAGACAGCAUUUGGCAGACCUUGUUGGAGCCAAUCCGAAGGACAUGGUAUUUACCAGUGGAGCUACAGAGAGCAACAACAUGAUUAUCAAGGGUAUCGCCAAGUUUCACCAGAGCAAGAGAAAACACAUCAUUACCACGCAAACAGAACACAAAUGCGUGCUCGAUUCAUGUCGAUAUCUGUCUACAAUUGGUUUCGACAUUACCUAUCUGCCGGUCCAACCAAAUGGUCUUAUCAGUCUCGAGCAAUUGCGGAACGCUUUGCGACCCGAUACCUCUCUAGUUUCCAUCAUGACUGUGAACAAUGAGAUCGGUGUCAUUCAACCGAUGAAGGAGAUUUCCGAGACUCUCAAGACUUGGGCUCAGGAAACGAAGAACCAGAAACCAUACUUUCACACCGAUGCUGCUCAAGCAAUCGGCAAGAUCCCUAUCGACGUGGAGGAAAUGGGCAUCGAUGCUAUGUCAAUCUCGGGACACAAGAUUUACGGACCAAAGGGAAUCGGGGCAGCUUACGUCCGAAGGCGACCUCGUGUCAGGCUGGAGCCUUUGAUCCAUGGUGGAGGUCAGGAGCGAGGUCUGCGAAGCGGUACUGUUCCAGCACCCUUGGUCGUUGGACUGGGAGAGGCGGCACGCCUAGCUAAGCGAGAGAUGAGCCUUGACCAUGCGAGGAUCAAGAGUCUGUCAGAUCGCUUGGUGCAAGGCAUCAACAGUCAGGUCGAGCAUGUAAUCAGAAAUGGUGACCCGAAUGGAUACCCUGGAUGUGUCAAUCUCAGUUUCGCCUAUGUCGAAGGAGAAUCUUUGCUCAUGGCAUUGAAGGAUAUUGCCCUAUCGUCGGGAUCUGCCUGUACCUCUGCCUCUCUCGAGCCCUCUUAUGUUCUUCGAGCCCUGGGUGCUGCUGAUGACAUGGCACAUUCUUCCCUGAGAUUCGGAAUCGGUAGAUUUACGACCGAGGCCGAGGUCGACCUCGUCGUCCAGCGAAUCGUCGCUGUCGUGUCGAGGCUACGUGAGAUGAGCCCUUUGUGGGAAAUGGUGCAGGAGGGUAUUGACAUCAAUAAAAUCGAAUGGAGCCAGAGCUAGUUUUGUAUACUCGGACAGGUGUAUGUUGGCGUUGCAUUUCUUCGUAUUGCUACAAGCAGUGCGAUUCAAGUAUCCACAGCUCUAUAUCUGAGUUAUCUACAGCCGUUCCGAAUCGGAGCCUCGAUCUUCAAUCGAGAUACACAUCUGCUUUACCUCGUUGUACACAAAAUCUGCGGAUCAGCAUUCAUCGAUAGGCUACGCUCACCUUCUGUAGUCUGGCUUCAUUUC
Kockovaella imperatae is the source of this 1807-nucleotide messenger RNA. Its product is annotated as putative cysteine desulfhydrase. Gene Ontology annotation, molecular function: cysteine desulfurase activity; pyridoxal phosphate binding. Gene Ontology annotation, cellular component: mitochondrion; nucleus; cytosol. The transcript is spliced from 6 exons. The coding region runs from base 68 to 1579 and encodes 503 amino acids. Gene Ontology annotation, biological process: [2Fe-2S] cluster assembly. NCBI's taxonomy places the organism in Eukaryota, Fungi, Basidiomycota, Tremellomycetes, Tremellales, Cuniculitremaceae. The record is from RefSeq and is a predicted model, not a curated record.